AUGGUGCGAGAGGAUGACGUGUUUCUCGCUGCAGUUGCGUGCGUUGUUUUGGCUACCGCUACUCAAAGGAGACGUAGGAGAUACUGGGUGAAACCGUCCCUCAGAGCAAGGACUGUGUACAGUGGGAGUGAUAUGUUGAAUGAUCUGCAAGAAGACGAUCGUGACCCUAUUUCAGGCGAGCUAAGGUGCGACGGAAGCAUCAAGAAUUUCCUCCGCAUGACCAGCUGUGAUGUUGAGUGGUUGAUCGGACAAUUGGGGCACAGAAUUGGGAAAAAGGACACCAACUACAGAAAAGCCAUUCCAGUGAAAGAAAUACUUGCGGUCACUUUGCGGUUUUUAGCUACAGGGGACUCGUUUUCAAGUUUAGGAUAUUUAUUUAAAAUAUCAAAAUCUACAAUUUCAUUGAUGGUUCCACAAAUACUAGAUGGUUUGAUUGAUUGCUUCAAAGAAAAUGUAAAGGUACCAUCCACGCCUGAGGAAUGGCUACACCAUGCAAAAGAAUAUCUCCGACUCUGGAACUUUCCUCACUGCGUUGGCGCCAUGGACGGCAAGCAUGUAAUGCUCCAAGCUCCAAUACAUACAGGAAGUGAUUACUUUAACUACAAAGGAUUCUUCAGUAUAGUCCUGCUAGCUUUGGUCGAUGCUAAUUAUUGCUUCUCCUACGUGUCUGUUGGCAAACAGUGCGUUGAACGAGUUCUUGGAAAGCAAUACAAUCAAUCUACCUAACGCGACCCCUUUACCGGGAAGAAGCC
Molecule: messenger RNA, 752 nt
Organism: Diorhabda carinulata
Lineage: Eukaryota; Metazoa; Arthropoda; Insecta; Coleoptera; Chrysomelidae
Exons: 2
Coding region: 1-726 (241 amino acids)
Source: RefSeq, a predicted model, not a curated record